AUGAUAGAAAGUGACCUUACCUGCAUCAUGUCCGGCCUCCUCCGACACUCUUCGCACGAGUACAGACUCCUGGCCCCCAACUGCUCCCAGCUGAGCGAGGAUGAGCUGCCUGGCGACUUACAGUCCCUGUCGUGGCUGACGUCCGUUGACGUCCCUCGGCUGCAACAGAUGGCCAGUGAAAGGAUGGACUUUGGCGCCAGCUCCCAGAACGCCGUCCUGCCACAGAACGCGAUCUCCAUGCCGGGGAGCAUGCACGUGCCUGGGGCUCCGGGCCCCAUGAUCCACAUCCAGGCCAGCCUGCCGCAGAGCGUCCUGGGGCUGAACACGGUGUCAUCGCACGGAGCAAACGUGAGCCAGUACGUGGUGGGGCAGACGCUGUCCCCUGGCCUGCAGCCGCAGCAGGCCCCGCUCUUCCCUCCGCCCCCCCGCCACGCACAGCAGGUGUUUGCCAUCACGCACAACGCGCAACAGUGCUCGCCCGCCGCCAUGUACCGCUCGUCCUACGGGGGCCCGCCGCAGUACGCCCCGCCCCGCCUCGCCCCCCACGCCAGCCAGGAGCUCCAGGCCAAGCAUUACCCGAAGCCCAUCUACUCGUACAGCUGCCUGAUCGCCAUGGCGCUGAAGAACAGCAAAACCGGCAGCCUCCCAGUGAGUGAGAUCUACAGCUUCAUGAAGGAGCACUUCCCCUACUUCAAGACAGCCCCCGACGGGUGGAAGAACUCCGUGCGCCACAACCUGUCCCUGAACAAAUGCUUUGAGAAGGUGGAGAAUAAGUUGAGCGGCACCUCCCGGAAGGGCUGCCUGUGGGCGCUGAACCCUGCCAAGAUCGACAAGAUGGAGGAGGAGAUGAAGAAGUGGAAGAGGAAAGACCUGGUGGCCAUUCACCGGAGCAUGGCGAAUCCAGACGAGCUGGACGAGCUCAUCGCCGGCCGCCCGGAGACCUGCCGGCGGCCCAGCAAGCAGGGCGGUGCGGCUGCGUCCUCGCCAGGCCACGUGGCGGCCGCCCAGGGGCGCGCCCCCCACCUGCAGCCGCCGCUGCCGCCCGUCAUGACGCUCUCCCUGCAGCCCCUGCCGCUGCGCCACCAGGUCCGGGCGCAGGCGCGCAUGGCCCCCAGCUCGCCGGCCCCCGCGCAGACCCCGCCGCUGCACGCCCUGCACGACACGGCCCACGCCCCGCUCCCGCCGCACCCCAUGAGCCGCGGCCCGGACUUCCCGGGCGCGAUGACGGAGGCGAGCGCGGAGGUCGACGCCCUGGACCCCAGCCUCAUGGACUUCGCGCUGCAAGGCAACUUGUGGGAAGAGAUCAAGGACGAGAGCUUCAGUCUGGAGAGCCUGUCGGCCUUCUGCGGCUCCCCCCUCGCGCUCUCCGACUGCGACCUCGCCCCCGCCGGCCUCGGCCCGGCCCCCAGCGCCAAUGGCCACUCCUUCUCCGACUUGCAAGUGACGGGCCUCUACACCACCUACACCACGCUGGACUCCGUCUCACCCACCCAGUACCUCGGCGCCCAGGGCAACAAGCCGAUCGCCCUGCUCUGA
This is a messenger RNA of Varanus komodoensis (Komodo dragon), 1536 nucleotides long. RefSeq names its product forkhead box N4 (gene FOXN4). Gene Ontology annotation, biological process: regulation of transcription by RNA polymerase II. The transcript has 9 exons. Gene Ontology annotation, molecular function: transcription cis-regulatory region binding; DNA-binding transcription factor activity, RNA polymerase II-specific. NCBI's taxonomy places the organism in Eukaryota, Metazoa, Chordata, Lepidosauria, Squamata, Varanidae. The record is from RefSeq and is a predicted model, not a curated record. Bases 1 to 1536 code for a protein of 511 amino acids.